Messenger RNA from Camelina sativa (false flax), 1968 nucleotides. NCBI's taxonomy places the organism in Eukaryota, Viridiplantae, Streptophyta, Magnoliopsida, Brassicales, Brassicaceae. The record is from RefSeq and is a predicted model, not a curated record.
AUGGCCGGCGAAUACUGUGCUAGCGACAAAGAAAAACGGCUAGUAGAAUCAACUUCCGGGCACGAGCUCAUGUCCUUCUUGGACGCCUUCUCUGGUUAUAACCAAAUUCUCAUGCAUCCAGACGACCAAGAGAAAACAGCUUUCAUCACGGACCGCGGAAUUUCGAGAAUUGCGUCAGGAGAAUUCCUGGGAUAUAUCGUAACGGAACAGGGUAUAGAGGCGAACCCGAGGCAAAUCAAUGCGUUUCUAUCCAUGAGUUCCCCCAGGACCUUAAGAGAGGUUCACCGCCUUAACGGGCGCAUCGCUGCACUCAACCGUUUCAUCUCGCGGUCUACCAACAAGUGCCUCCCUUUCUACCAGGUUCUGAAGAAAGGGGGGGAGGCAUUUCAUUUGGGCAAGAAGUUCGAAGAAGCCUUCUCCCAGCUAAAGACUUAUCUGUCCGAACCACCAGUUCCGACAAAACCAGAAUUCAGGAAAACUUUGUUUCUGUACGUUGCUGUCUCAAAAAGCGCAGUAAGUGGAGUCUUAGUGCGGGAAGAAAGGAGGGAGCAAAGGCCCAUCUUCUAUGUUAGUAAAUCGUUCACGGGAGCUGAGUCCAGGUAUCCGUUGAUGGAAAAAUUGGCCUUGGCCGUGGUGGUCUCGGCAAGAAAACUGAGGCCAUAUUUUCAGUCUCAGUCAAUCGUCGUCUUAACGACACAACCACUACGCACGAUACUUCAUAGUCCUAGUCAGUCUGGAAGGCUAGCCAAAUGGUCAGUAGAACUAAGCGAGUACGAUAUCGAGUUUCGAACUCGGACUUGUGCCAAGGCGCAAGUGCUAGCAGAUUUUCUCAUCGAAUUGCCACUCGCCAUUUUGGUUGAGGAUAGCGUCGAAGGACCAUGGAGUUUGUACGUAGAUGGAGCUUCUUCAAAGACCGGCGCGGGAAUCGGUGUUUGCCUCAGUUCACCUAUAGGUGAAAUGAUCGAGCAGUCAUUCCUAGCCGGACUACGCCUUGCAGUGGGGAUUGGCGUUAGGAAUCUCAGAGCGUUUUGUGACUCACAGCUGGUUGCGAGUCAGUUUUCUAGAGAAUACGAGGCAAUGGACGGGCGAAUGGAAGCUUACCUGGCUGCGGCUCGAGAGUUAGCGUUGAAGUUCGACGACUUUGAGGUCACAAAGAUUCCGCGAAGCGAGAACUCCGCAGCAUAUGCUCUAGCUUCAUUGGCUUCAGCUUCGGACCCCACGGUAACUAGAGUUAUCCCAGUGGAAGUUAUAGAGUAUCCAAGCAUACGCUUGGAAGGUUCGAGCGUUGUAACCCGGGCAAUGAGGAAAUGGGAAGCAGAGGAAGCAGCUCGUGCUCCUCCAUCUGGAGUGACCUCUGGAACUCCGACCCCAAUACCGGAAACCACUCCCUCACUCCUUGAGGAGACGAACGCUGACGCUGCAGCUCGCGCACCGGGGGCAGAUGAUUGGCGGACUCCGAUAUUGAAUUAUCUGGAGAAAGGUGAUCUCCCUGCUGAUAAGUGGGCUGCGAGGAAGCUAAAGAUCAUCAGUGCUCGAUAUUGCGUUUACGAUCAAGGACUCAUGCGUCGUAGCAUCGAUGGUCCUUACCUAACAUGCAUUGUUGGUAAAGAGUCCGCAACAUUGAUGCGAGCCAUUCAUGACAGGCCCAAUGGGAACCACUCUUGUGGUCGCACUUUAGCUUUCAAAAUCAAGAGACAACGAUAUUUCUGGCCAACAAUGCUCGCUGAUUGUGAGGAAUACCGCCGAACUUGCGAGAAAUGCCAGAAACAUGCUCCGACAAUUCAUCAGCCUACUGAGCUCCUGUCGUUUGUGUCCGCACCUUACCCAUUUAUGAGUUUGAGACUUUUUGUGCAAAAUGGGGAAUACGACUUAGCAGAGGCUAUGAACAAGGUCAUUCUCGCUAAUUUGAAGAAACGGCUGGACUCCCGUAAAGGAUGUUGGCCGGACGAAUUACAAGGCGUACUUUGA